CUGUCGAUUGGUAUAUUUUUUAUUCAUUUUUGUGAUUAUGUAUGAUAAAUUGAACAAUUAUCAGAAGAGAUAUUGAGUGAUACAACAAUAUUAAAGACUGAUAAUAACACAGAUAGCAAUAUGACUACAAUGAGAUAUUGUCCACCAAAUAUAACUUUUGACAAUAUCUGGAUAGACCAUGGCGUGUCUAAAUGUUUCAUGCAUACAAUCUGUACUAGUAUAAUUUUUUUAUAUUUAAUUAUAUUUGGAUCGAUCCAACUUUGGAUAUAUCGCAAAUAUGGAACUGAAACUGAUGAGAAUACAUUACCAAGAAGCAAACUAUAUAAAUUACAAAAGUUUGUAUUAUAUCUUGUUCCCAUUUUAAGUAUAAUCAGAAUAAUUUUACAAGCUACAGUCUUGGAUGAUGGAAAAGUCUACGGAUAUAUGAUAUUAACAACAGUAUUGACAGUAAUUGUUUAUCCAUACUCAAUUUAUAUAUUGAAAGUUGAAAGACAUAAAUUGUUGCCAAGUGUGCCACCACAUGGACAUGGAUUAGUGUUACUAGGUUUUUGGACAUUAGCAUUUGUUGCUGAAAAUCUUGUUUUGAUUAAUAUUGGAAAGCUUGAAUGGUGGUUCCAUUUGAAUUCCUUAACAGAUCAAAUUGAAAUGGCUCUAUUUAUUUUGCGAUAUGUUAGUAACUUGUUGAUUUUUGCUCUUGGUUUACGAGCGCCUGGCAUUGCCAACAAUUUUGAUUCUGAUUAUCGUGUGCUUAAUGAUGAUACAGUCAUACGAUCACGAUAUUAUCAACAAAGAAGAUCAGAUAAUACUUCUACAUGGAGAAAUUUAUGGUACAAAAUUAAAAUUUUAGCGCCGUUUUUAUGGCCAAAGUCAGAUUAUUUACUUCAGUUAAGAGUAAUAUUUUGCUUCGUAUUGCUACUAUUUGGACGUCUGAUAAAUCUUUAUGUACCAAUUUAUAAUAAAAAAAUUGUAGACAGUGUUGCAAUUGUUCCUGUGGAAUUUAGGUGGGAUAUAGUAUUGAUAUAUGUAACAUUUAAAUUUCUACAAGGUGGUGGUACUGGAAGUAUGGGUUUGUUGAAUAAUUUAAGGUCCUUUCUGUGGAUUCGUAUUCAACAAUAUACUACUCGUGAAGUGGAGUUAGAAUUAUUCAGACAUUUACAUGGAUUGAGCUUGCGCUGGCAUCUUGGAAGGAAAACUGGUGAAGUUUUAAGAAUUAUGGAUCGUGGCACAGACUCAAUCAAUAAUUUGCUCAAUUAUAUUCUUUUUUCAAUUCUCCCAACUAUUAUUGAUAUUAUUGUAGCCGUUUUGUUUUUCAUCAGUGCAUUUAAUAAAUGGUUUGGCCUCAUCGUUUUCGUAACUAUGGUUCUUUAUAUUGCUGCCACAAUUGUGGUUACGGAAUGGCGUACAAAAUUCCAAAGACGUAUGAAUUUGGCUGACAAUGCACAGAAAGCACGCAGCGUUGAUAGCUUAUUGAAUUUUGAAACAGUGAAAUAUUAUGGUGCUGAAACAUACGAAGUGGAAAGCUAUAGAAAAGCAAUUUUAGAUUUUCAAAUACAAGAAUGGAAAUCAAUGAUUACGUUGAAUAUCUUAAAUAUUUUGCAAAAUAUAAUUGUCUCUGGUGGAUUAUUACUUGGAUCGUUAUUAUGUUUACAUAUGGUUGUCUUCCAUCAAGAUUUAACAAUUGGCGACUAUGUCUUGUUCGCUAGUUAUAUAGUACAACUUUAUGUACCGUUAAAUUGGUUUGGUACAUAUUACAGAGCCAUUCAAAAAAAUUUCGUUGAUAUGGAAAAUAUGUUUGAAUUACUUCGGGAAGAGCAAGAGAUAAUAGAUGCACCAGGAGCUAAAUUAUUGGAUGUCAAACGUGGACAAGUGGAAUUCUCAAAUGUAUCGUUUGGCUAUAGUUCUGAGAAACUCGUGCUUAGAAAUAUCAGCUUUAUUGUACCUCCGGGAAAAACAAUGGCGCUAGUUGGUCCCUCUGGUGCUGGAAAGAGUACCAUAAUACGAUUACUAUUUCGUUUUUAUGAUGUAGAACAAGGCGCGGUUUUAAUUGAUGGACAGAAUGUAAAGACUGUUAAACAGGAGUCUCUCAGAAGUAACAUAGGCGUUGUUCCACAAGACACAGUUUUAUUUAAUAAUACUAUAAGAUAUAAUAUUCAAUAUGGUCGUAUUGAUGCUCCAGAAGCAGAUAUAAUUGCUGCUGCAAAAUAUGCAGAUAUCCAUGAGAGGAUUCUUACAUUUCCAAACGGUUACGAAACACAGGUUGGCGAAAGAGGUCUUCGGCUAAGCGGUGGUGAGAAACAACGUGUCGCAAUUGCACGCACAAUAUUAAAAGCGCCAAAGAUAGUAUUACUUGAUGAAGCUACAAGCGCUUUGGAUACGCAGGCGGAGCGUAAUAUACAAGCAGCAUUAAACAGAGUAUGCGCUGGACGAACUACUAUCAUUGUAGCUCAUAGAUUAUCCACAAUAAUUCAUGCGGAUGAAAUUCUCGUCUUAAAAGAUGGUGAAAUCAUUGAAAGAGGCAAACACGAAGAACUGAUUUCACAUAGUACUACUUAUCAUGCAAUGUGGCAAGCGCAGCUUCAAAAUAAUCAAAAAAAUAGCGAGAAUGAAAAAAAUUCUGUCCAUGAAAGUGAUACCUCAAUUAAUAACAAAGAUGAAUAAUAGAAUUUUAUAUAUAUAUGUGUAAUCACACACACACACACACACACACACACACACACA
Acromyrmex echinatior (Panamanian leafcutter ant) is the source of this 2718-nucleotide messenger RNA. It is a transcript of the gene Hmt-1, whose product is annotated as ABC transporter ATP-binding protein/permease Hmt-1. Lineage: Eukaryota; Metazoa; Arthropoda; Insecta; Hymenoptera; Formicidae. Gene Ontology annotation, biological process: heme transport; transmembrane transport. Gene Ontology annotation, cellular component: vacuolar membrane. The record is from RefSeq and is a predicted model, not a curated record. Gene Ontology annotation, molecular function: heme binding; ATP binding; ATP hydrolysis activity.